UGUCGAUAUUUGGGUAUAAUAGGGAAAUAAUUCGCGUGUUAGAUGUGGAUGAUAACAGCACUAGUUAUCUGGAAACUUGAACAAUGAAGUGAUGAACUAGUGUAUUUGACCUGCUCCUGUACACAUGGCCUCUCAAGGCUGAUUUAUGUUGUAAAUGACAGCAAACAACACAAUUCUAGAUAAUCUAAAAUUCGAUCUUUAUGAGUAACCUGUGCGGAAGAACGUUCUUGAGUAAAGGUUAACUAUAAAAAAUGUAAUGCCCAACUAGUGCAUAUUGUCCAUCUUCAAUUUUUGGUUUUGGUAUUUAUCAUGAGUUAGUUGAUCCCUUAAACAAAUAUAUUUUGAGAUUGUGAGGGGAUUUAUUACAACAGACAGACACGUGUAAGUGGAAUUUUCAUGCUGUCAAUAAAAGUGACAUUUUGUGAUGAGUCGGAAAUCCAACCGUCAAGCACCACCAUCACGAGAUAAUUCUGCUACAGCAUAUCGUUUGGCUGACUACCUUGGAGAAACUUCUACACCUCUUGCAGGACACGGCAUUUCUUCACCUCACAGUGGAUCAUUUGAACAAGUAGACUACAACAGUACAUUUAAACCUUCAAACUCUGUAUCUAGCACUAUGGGUGACAGUCCAGAUGGAACAGAGGAGAUUAACAUUGAUGAUCCUCCAAUUGAUUCGGGAAAGGAGAAGAAAGGCAGUCUCGGCACCAUUCCUGUAGAUCCUACAAGACCAAAGAUGGUAACGGUUAAAAACCCAGGCCAGAACCGGGCCAAACCCACCAUGCCAGGAAAGAAAUCCUCACUCAAAGCAGACCUGGACGUGGCAAAAGAAUUUAAGAAAUGUAAAGAAGAUGAAUCAAGAAGACUUGACUUGAGUAAAUCACAGAUAACAAUUAUUCCGAGUUCUGUGAAAGAGUUGAUACAGCUUGAGGAGUUUUACCUGUAUGGAAACAAGCUAGGUACACUACCAGCAGAGAUUGGCUAUUUAACAAACUUGCAGAAGCUAGGUUUGAGUGAAAACUCACUCACCACACUGCCAGACUCACUUCAGAACCUCAAGUUCCUUAAGGUGCUUGAUCUAAGGCACAAUCGACUCAACGAGAUCCCAGAGGUUGUGUACCAGUUGCGAUCAUUGACAACGCUCUUUCUGAGAUUCAAUAGAAUUAGACAAGUUGAUGAGGAUAUCAGUAAUUUAACAAAAUUAACAAUUUUCAGUUUAAGAGAAAACAAAAUUCCUAAAUUACCUAGAGGUAUAGGAAAACUGGUGAACUUGGUGACAUUUGAUAUUUCACACAACCACCUGGAGCACCUUCCAGAGGAAAUUGGUAACUGUGUUAUGCUAUGUUCCCUUGACCUUCAGCACAAUGAGCUGCUGGACAUACCUGAAUCCAUAGGAAACCUUAAAUCUUUAUCAAGAUUAGGAUUAAGGUACAAUAGGUUGACAAGUAUUCCAAAAACACUAGCACACUGUGUUCUCAUGGAGGAGUUCAAUGUGGAGGGAAAUAACAUAUCACAAUUACCGGAAGGGCUACUAUCCAGUCUGACAAACCUGACCAGCAUCACACUGUCAAGGAAUGCUUUUCAGUCUUAUCCCACAGGGGGCCCUGCUCAGUUCUGUUCAGUCUAUUCUAUUAACAUGGAACAUAAUCAGAUCAACAAAAUUCCUCUGGGGAUAUUUUCCCGGGCACAGAGUCUUACAAAACUCAACAUGAAGGACAACCAUCUCACUUUCUUGCCACUGGACAUUGGAAGCUGGGUAAAUAUGGUGGAAUUGAAUUUAGGUACCAACCAACUGACCCGCAUCCCUGACGACAUCCAGAACUUAGAGAAGUUGGAAGUUUUAAUUCUUAGUAAUAAUUUGUUAAGGAGGUUACCUCCUAGCAUAGGUAAUUUGAAAAAGUUACGAGUACUGGAUCUAGAGGAGAAUAAAUUGGAGUCUCUACCUCAAGAAAUUGGUCAGUUACGAGAGCUAACGAGACUAGUAGUUCAAUCCAACCAACUCACAAGCCUUCCUCGAGCUGUUGGGAUGCUGAGCAAGUUGGAGUAUCUUGGUGCUGGAGAAAAUAAUCUCACAUCUCUACCUGCUGAAAUAGGUACAUUGGAGAACCUGGAGUCGCUGUAUAUCAAUGACAACCCAGACCUCCACAGCCUGCCCUAUGAGCUUGUAUUGUGUAGUCAUCUACAGAUCAUGAGCAUAGAAAAUUGUCCUCUUAGUCAGAUUGCUCCAGAGAUUGUAGCCAAAGGACCGUCAUUAGUAAUACAGUAUUUGAGAAUCCAGAGUCCAUACAACCCAAUGUGAAGUGAGUGGACACAGCGAGACCUGAUGGAGUAGUGAUAAAUGUUCUGUGAUCUUAAACGUCUGUUUUCCCUGCUUUAUUAUGGGAUUCCACAAAGCAGAGUUAUUUAUGUCGGGUUGCUGCAAGAGACUUAUAAACUGACUGCACAUAUUUAUAAAAAUGAAAUCAUGCAACAAUGAUUUUUAACAGUU
Ylistrum balloti is the source of this 2485-nucleotide messenger RNA. Its product is annotated as leucine-rich repeat protein SHOC-2-like. The record is from RefSeq and is a predicted model, not a curated record. Lineage: Eukaryota; Metazoa; Mollusca; Bivalvia; Pectinida; Pectinidae. Gene Ontology annotation, molecular function: protein binding. The transcript is spliced from 17 exons. The coding region runs from base 425 to 2296 and encodes 623 amino acids.